Messenger RNA from Capsella rubella, 823 nucleotides. RefSeq lists its product as uncharacterized. The transcript has 3 exons. Gene Ontology annotation, cellular component: membrane. The coding region runs from base 188 to 823 and encodes 211 amino acids. The record is from RefSeq and is a predicted model, not a curated record. NCBI's taxonomy places the organism in Eukaryota, Viridiplantae, Streptophyta, Magnoliopsida, Brassicales, Brassicaceae.
AGACCUUUGUAUUUUUUUUUUUAUAAAUUCUUUCUAAAUUUUAUUCUCACAUUAAUCCUAAUAAAACCACACUGUCUUUACUCUGUUUUUGUUUCUUCUCUACUCUGUUUCUUCUUCCAACAUUGAACCCACAAAAAAAUAAUACUUAUCGCCUUCUUCUCUCUGAAAAACUGAAAACUUUAUCAAAAUGGCUUCAUCUUCAUCACUGUUAUCUCCAUCUUCGUAUACAGAGCUCAAAGAUGCUUGGCAUCCAUCAACAACAGCGGUGGACACAACUGAAUCAAGCUACUGGUUUAAUUGGAGGGUAAUGAUAUGCUGUGUAUGGAUGGCUGUAGCCACUGUGAUCACUGCUUUUCUUAUAUUCAAAUACGAAGGUUAUCGCCGGAAACGAAGCAGUGACGGUGAUGCCGACGGAGGAGAGAAAGAGUGGUCGGGAAAUGUAUAUGAAGACGAGACUUGGAGGCCUUGUCUUCGUAAUAUUCAUCCAGCUUGGCUUCUUGCUUUUCGAGUCGUUGCCUUCUUCGUUCUUCUUAUUAUGUUGAUUGUUAUUGGCCUCGUCGAUGGACCGACCAUCUUCUUCUACUACACACAGUGGACUUUUGCUCUGAUCACUCUCUAUUUUGGAUUAGGCUCGCUUCUUUCGCUCCACGGAUGUUACCAAUACAACAAAAGAGCAGCUGGUGAUAGAGUAGAUAGCAUUGAAGCCAUAGACUCAGAGAGAGCAAGAUCCAAAGGAGCUGAUGAUUCUAUUCAACAGAGCCAAUACUCUAGUCAUCCAGCUGUAAAGAGAGAACGCAUCCAAAGAACUACGGCAAUAAUAUAA